AUGUCAACUUCAAUACCCAAACAACAAUUUUAUAAGAUAACUCAAAUAAGAAGUACUAUUGGAGUACCACCAAAGCAAAGAGGUAUAUUACAAUCAUUAGGUUUUUCAAGGAGAAACCAAAUUAAAUUUCAUCCUAUUAAUGAAUCAAAUGCUAUUAAAUUAUUACUAGUUAAAGAAUUAAUUAAAGUUGAAGUUUCAAAUGAAAAAUUAUCAAAUUAUGAAAUAAAUCAAAUGAGAAGAAUACCUAUUGGUUCAGAAUUUGAAAUUAUAAAAAAUGGAAUGAGAAGAGAAUGUUAG
This is a messenger RNA of Insectozyma verbasci, 297 nucleotides long. The record is from the annotation of a GenBank genome assembly. NCBI's taxonomy places the organism in Eukaryota, Fungi, Ascomycota, Pichiomycetes, Serinales, Debaryomycetaceae.